GUGAUGUGUGGUGAUACAGGAGCUGGCGGUGACACGGCCACGCCACAGUGCUCGGAGCACGCGACGGGACAGGACGGGACAGAGCGGUGCCGUGAGGAGCCCCCACACAGCACACUCGUCCCUGUCUGACCCGGAGCUUUUCUGAGUGUUACUCCUGCAGGUGACCUCGUGGAAAGACUGCGGGACCUGGUGGCCCGUGGCCUUCCCAAGGCUUCUCUUUUGCAGGAGCAGUCGCGGCCAGACUGUGGGACUUGCUGACCUGAAUUGUUUACAAGGAGUCUCCUGUCCCUGUAGCAGGAGCUCUCAAGACCAGAGUGCAGGACUUGCAGUCCUGCAGCCUUCCUGAGGCUUCUCUGUCAUGGGUGUCUUCAAGGCAAAACUGCACGACUUGUUGCCUCACAUCUUUCCCGAGGCAUCUCUCUAAAAGGUGCCCUCUAGGCCAGACUCUGCCAUGGAAGGCAGAUUUCUCAACCUCUUCAAAGUGUUCAGGAGGAAAAAAAAGAAAGGCGCUGGAGUUUCCCCACCACAACAGCCUGAAGAGCCUGAAGAGCCAAUGCAGGAUGGUGCAGCCAUGGACCGGACACAAGAGCAGGACACCGCCCGUGGCUGCUUCCGCAGAGCACUGAAGAUGUUGCGGAAGUUUGUGCUGAUUCGACGUAGAAACACCAGCACAGCAACAGAAGGCACAGCUGAGCCUGACUCCAGGCUGACCGAGAUCCAGGCAGAGCCUGAUGUCAGCGCAGAUUUGUCUGAAUGCUCAGAAGACUCUGACACUGCAAGGAAUGAUGACAGGGGAAAGGCUGACAUGGCAGGGACUGAGGACACGGCCAUGACAAUUGCUGACAUUGGAGAGAAUCAGGGCAUCACAAAUACUGACACCACUCCCACUCUGAGACAGGAACUCAUAGUGGAUUACUUCAAAGACCCUUGUGCUUCUUCUCAGCAGCACUUAAGCAACCUGGGGCCAGUGCUCGAGGCCUCCCAGGACUGCGUGUCCACUCACGCCAUGUUCACUGGGCCCCCUCAGUCUUUGAGGCCAGCACAGUGUGGCAGGGAGAGAAGCACUUCUUGGAGGAAGCUGGGGAGUUGCUCCCUUGGACAGCGCUCCAAGUCUUCACCAUGCCUCCCCCAGGUACCAGCCAUGGUGAAAAGCAUUCACAGGAGUCUGAUUUCCCAUGCCAUUGUGGAUGUUAGGCUGCAAAUUGACAUUGUGAGGUUGGCUGAAGAACACCCUGCUGACAUGGUGCUGACCCUCCUGCGCUGUGCCCCAACGUGUGACAGAGCUGCUGUAAUGAUGUGGAGAACCAUAGGCCCAUCUAAGUCAACAGUGGAGAAGGUGCUGCCAACUCUGCUCUGUGUGAUGGAGGACUGGCCUCUGCACAGAAUGUGCACCUCGGAUGGAGACAACAAAGAUGUUUUUGCCCUGGCUGCAACUCUGGCACUCCGGGCGAUUAUCCAGGUGCCCAAGUGCCAUGAGGCAAUGGACAUUUAUGCCCCCCACCUCCUUGUGGCUCUGUUAGUUCAAAUUUUCAACAGCACCAUGCAUGGAACUGAGGAGGUAGACAGCUUUUGGACACAAUGCCAGGCGGAACACAACCUUCAAACAAACCACAGCAGGUUUGCAGUGCAGACCAUGAAGUCCCUGCUCUUCCGACUGCGGUGUGACAAUGUGGUGAUGGCAAUGGUGCGCAAGCAUGGCUGGGACACGCUGCUGUGUGCUGACACCCACCACUAUGCCGUGGGUCUGCUGGCCAGGGAGAUGCGACAUAUCGUGAACCCCCUCUGUUCCCGCAUUGCAUGCUACCUGCUCCAGCUUCUAAACACGGAGGAGCCACGCUGGGACCUGCCCUUCCUGGCAUUCCUUGUGGAGGUCUUUGAGUGCUUUAACGUGAUUCAAUAUGGUGACAACAUCCUUAAGAUCAUGUCAAGGUACCUGCAGAGUGAGUGCAGGGAGAGGUGUCAUCUGGCGCUCAGAGGCCUUGUGCUGCUCAGCAAGGAUCCCUCGAUGGCCAGAAGAAUAUGCAGCCUGUCUCAAAGCCUCCUGGAUCUGCUGGGUGAUGCAGAUGGCGAGGUGGUUGGCAUGACCCUCUGUGUGUUCACGAAUGUGCUCCAGGACAAAGACGUCCUGAUAUCCAGCACCACCUCCUUGAAGCUGGCUGAAGCACUCUUGAUGCUCCUUGACAACGACAACAGUCAUGUGCAGGAGCUCUCCCUUGACCUCUUUGUCAAGACGAUGCAGUUGGUAGUAGAUGAGGGGAAAAAGCCGUUAAUGAAGAUUUUGAGCCAGAGCCUACUCCCACUGUUCUUGCACUGCCAUGAUGAGAGCGAGCAGGUGGCGAAGGCCUCUCGGCAAACGCUGCAUUGUGCGGUCGGGUUCUUGAAGAAGACAAAUCUCCAGCAGGUGUUGAAUACAGCGGAACUUUGGAACUUCGCCGAGUGCCUGCUGGCAGAGGACAGGAGCCGAGCGGCCGAGCACCUGCGCCAGGCCCUGCCGUACCUGGAGAGCCCACAGGAGCCCCUGCGAGAGGCGGCCGUCAGGUUCAUGGGGAUGGCCGGGCAGUACCUGAUGGGACAGAAGGAAGAACUCCAGCUCAUCUGUGAGGGCCUUGAUGCCCCAAGAGACAACACCAGCCUGUCUUGGUGUAACACUGGAAUUCAACCCCAGUUUGCCAACAGAGCUGAAGAAGUAGGGUCAUUAUUUGGAUCCAGGAAACCAAUGUCUCAAGAACACUACCAGGAGACACUGAAGAGGACACCACAUCCAAAUGUCGCUGGAGCUUUAGGCACAGCUGAUGCUGGGCACAGCUGAGCCCAUGGGAAGUUCACAUAGCUUCAGCCCUCUCCCUUCUUGAAGAUAGUUCUCUCCCUCCAGCUUUCAGACACUGCCCAUCCCCUUUUUUUCCCUCUCUCUCCCUUUUGACACCUCCAUCUCACCAGCCCUCAGACCAUGUCCAUCCCCAUGUUUUCCUUUCACUGUUCCUCCUGUUAGACAGCUGCAUCUCUCUAGCCCUCAGACCAUACCCAUUCCCUUUUCCCUCCCAGAUUUUUUCUUUCCAUUAAUAAACUGUUUGGCUCCUUC
Oenanthe melanoleuca is the source of this 3079-nucleotide messenger RNA. RefSeq names its product maestro heat-like repeat-containing protein family member 6. Gene Ontology annotation, cellular component: cytoplasm. The coding region runs from base 452 to 2809 and encodes 785 amino acids. The transcript is spliced from 14 exons. The record is from RefSeq and is a predicted model, not a curated record. Lineage: Eukaryota; Metazoa; Chordata; Aves; Passeriformes; Muscicapidae.